Oryzias latipes (Japanese medaka) is the source of this 1302-nucleotide messenger RNA. It is a transcript of the gene rhbdd3, whose product is annotated as rhomboid domain containing 3. Gene Ontology annotation, molecular function: protein binding; serine-type endopeptidase activity. NCBI's taxonomy places the organism in Eukaryota, Metazoa, Chordata, Actinopteri, Beloniformes, Adrianichthyidae. Gene Ontology annotation, cellular component: membrane. The record is from RefSeq and is a predicted model, not a curated record.
UUAAUUUUUUGUCUCCCAAUCAUAGGCCUUCCACAUAGAGUUGCAGCAUUAUUUGUUGAGCUAUAGUUUUAGUGGGGACUGGAAUAAAAACUAAUAAAAGAUGUGUGCACAUCCUGCUUGAGCAUUGCAUCCGAACGAGUGAGUGAAAAGGCUGCUCCAGGCUGAUGUUCAAUGAUGCUGAGACGGAUCAUCGUGCCAGUGAGGUUGUUGUGGUUUGGAUCGGAUCGGCCUGGGUUCUGCUUGGGAACGUCUUCAUUGAUAAUCUCGAUUCUGCUGAUCUAUGCGUUGGGGAUCCAGGCAAAUCUUAGUUUAGGUCCAGGAGGAGAAUUUCCCAGGUUUAGAGAUGUGUUUCUCUAUGCUCUUAGUCACGAGGAUGUGGCCUCGCUGCUGGUCAGUGUGGUACUCUUGCUGCUGUUUGGACCGAGCCAGGAGCAUCGAUGGGGAACGGUCGCCUUGCUGGCCCUCUCCUUCCUCACUAUGUUCCUUUUACCUCUACUUUAUGUUCUGGUCCUCUUUGUGGGUGGAGGAGAAGCGAGUCGGAUCUGUGGGUAUUCUGCCAUCCAGCUCGCCCUGUUUACAGCUCAAUGCCGCCAGACAACACAAAGGAGGCUGCUAAGGUGUUUACCAGUCUGGAUGCUACCAUGGCUUCUUCUGCUGCUUGGCCUUCUGCUGCUGCCGGGCACUCCUGCUCUGCUUCACUUCUGUGCGAUAUGCAUCGGACACAACUAUCGCCAGCAUUUCAUUGGGACACUGCAGGAACUGGAGGAUGCCAGGAUUCUUGACGUUCUUCCUGUUCGUGCAUACAUUCCCACUUCAACCCGAUUGAGAUUGCCAAUUUAUGCAACUUCUCAAAGAUCACCUCCCCAGUUGGUGCCCCAAGAUCAGGUGUCUCCUCCUCUGGAGAGGUAUCCUGCAGCUUUCCACCAGCAGUCCUGGAUGGAAAUGUCUGAAGCAGAGGUGCUAGAGGAAGAAAUGCUGAGGGCAGGGAUACUGGCCUCAUUGAAGGAUGCUCCUGAAGGCGAUCCUGAUUCAAAGAUUGAAGUGCCCAAAUCAUCAGUCUCAUCUCUGCGACUUCAGCAGCUGGAGAAGAUGGGCUUCCCCACAGAGAAAGCUGUAGUGGCCUUAGCAGCUUCAAAACAGCUAGAUGGCGCCAUCACACUACUGAUUGAAGACAGCGUUGGAGAACAAGCUGUGGUAGUUUCAAAGGGAAAAAAGCCCUCUACCAUCACCUAGAUGACCUCACACUCCUGGAUGCAGUCUGUAAUAGUAUUUGCACUUGUACAAUAAACUGGACACACUUCA